AUGAAGCCUUCACUAUGCUCCCUCACCUCGCUCGCCUUCUACUCCCUGCUCACUUCGGCCCAGGCCCAACAAUACACACUCUCGGACUACUACAACCCCAGCAGCUUCACCUCCCAAUUCAUCUUCUUCACGGGCGAUGACCCAACGCACGGCUACGUAAACUACAUCUCCGAGUCCGCGGCGUCGGCCGCCGGCAUCUUCAGCACCACCUCCUCAUCAAUCCGCCUAGGCGUCGAUUCAACCAACAUCCCCUCGGCCUCCGCUCGAGGGCGGGACUCCGUCCGCGUUGAGUCGACCAAGACUUACAACGCCGGCACCCUCAUCAUCCUCGACGCUACACACAUGCCUGUUGGCUGUGGGACGUGGCCCGCCUUCUGGCUUUACGGUCCAAACUGGCCUACCAAUGGGGAGGUGGACAUUAUCGAGGGUGUCAAUACACAAGGCAGAACUCGUUUGCUGCGCACACGAAUGCUGGGUGCUCGAUCUCGAAUAGCCCGCAGCAGUUUCUGGGCGACGAAUGCUGGCUGUGGCGUCGUCUCCAGCCAAGGCGGCGCCUCUUACGGCGCGGGCUUCAACGCGAAUGGUGGUGGCGUGUACGCUACGCAGUGGACGGAUGAGGCGAUCAGCAUUUGGUUCUUCCCUCGCGGGAACGUGCCGGGUGAUAUUUCAUCUGGCUCACCUAAUCCCUCAAGCUGGGGCCUACCACAAGCCAGAUUCGGUGGCUCAGGCUGUGAUAUUGGACAGCACUUCAGAGAUCAGAAAAUCGUGAUCAACACCGCACUAUGUGGUGACUGGGCAGGCAAUGUCUGGAGCCAGGAUGCGACGUGCUCGGCGAAAGCAGCAACUUGUUCGGAUUUCGUGCGGGACAAUCCAGGGGCGUUUGCGGACGCGUACUGGGAGAUUAGUUCGUUGAAGGUGUACCAGAGCAAUGGCAAUGCGUCGCCAUCGUCGACGGCUGUGCAGCUGCCUAGCACUCUUAGCACAGUCACGACGGUUGCCACUUCGUCUUCGGCGGCCGCCACGACAGCGGAUACCACGAUCAUGGCGCCAACGACGACACCCGAUACGACGACGCUACCUCCCUCGACAUUCGCCACGAGUACAAUCACUGUACCAGCGACAUCGUUUUCUACCUCAACGAUUACUGUCGAAGAAAGCACUCCUGCAGUCGUGCCUCCGACACCUUCCGCGCCAGGGGAGACAGCGCCACCAAUGACGUCGGCAUGGGCCGAUUCCACCCCAAGCGACGCCCCAUCAUGGACCGGAGGUUAUCGCGGAGGAGGCGGCGGGCGAUGGGGCGGGGCCGGCGGUGGCGGUGGCGGUGGCCGUUGGGGACCACCGCCGGUGACGAGGACAUUGCUCGGACCUGAUAGGAUGAACACUUACGAAUUUCCUUUACUUUAG
Molecule: messenger RNA, 1404 nt
Organism: Cyphellophora attinorum
Lineage: Eukaryota; Fungi; Ascomycota; Eurotiomycetes; Chaetothyriales; Cyphellophoraceae
Exons: 2
Coding region: 1-1404 (467 amino acids)
Biological process (GO): glucan catabolic process
Molecular function (GO): hydrolase activity, hydrolyzing O-glycosyl compounds
Source: RefSeq, a predicted model, not a curated record